Oryzias melastigma (Indian medaka) is the source of this 4735-nucleotide messenger RNA. RefSeq names its product protein MTSS 1. Bases 485 to 3043 code for a protein of 852 amino acids. Gene Ontology annotation, biological process: plasma membrane organization; adherens junction maintenance; positive regulation of actin filament bundle assembly. Lineage: Eukaryota; Metazoa; Chordata; Actinopteri; Beloniformes; Adrianichthyidae. The record is from RefSeq and is a predicted model, not a curated record. Gene Ontology annotation, cellular component: actin cytoskeleton; cytoplasmic side of plasma membrane. The transcript is spliced from 17 exons. Gene Ontology annotation, molecular function: actin binding; phospholipid binding.
UUGACUUUCAUCACCGUUUCGCCUCCUCUUUCUUCAGUGCUGAGGGAGUUAGGAGCAGAAUAGUUGGGAGUACGUGUUUACCUGUUGUGAUACGUAUUCGAAUCUUAUCCUGAGUAUUUUUGGGAUUAUUUCUCACUAUUAGACAGACUUCUACUGACCGUUUUUGCCAUUCGUGGACAUGUGAAAGACGACCGGAAUGAUAGUGGGGGAUUUAAACGUUUUUCUUUUCGUUCCGAGGGUCUUCGUUUGAUUUCAGUCAUGCAGCACUGAAAGCAGCACAGAACCCAGCUGUGCUUUGAACAGACUGAUGUGAAACCAAUUACUAUUAUUGUUCGACUUACCAAAUACCAAUACAGUUUUUUUUCGCGGGGUUUUACUGAAAGUUUUCUCCAGUUGGAAGAAGUGUUUUUUUUCCACCUCGCGCGUGACGAACUGAAGCGGCUCGCGGAGUCGGGACUACUGACCAGUGGAGGCUGUCCUGAAAAUGGAGGCUGUUAUCGAGAAGGAAUGCAGCGCACUCGGAGGACUUUUCCAAACACUUAUCGGAGACAUGAAAAGCAGCUGUCCUAUUUGGGAGGAUUUUAUCAACAAGGCAGGGAAACUGCAGUCUCAGCUCAGGGCGACUGCGGUUGCUGUGGCUGCCUUCCUGGAUGCUUUUCAGAAAGUGGCUGACCUGGCUACCAACUCCAGAGGGGGCACAAGAGAUAUUGGAUCUGCUUUGACCAGGAUGUGUAUGAGACACCGCAGCAUAGAGGCUAAACUCAAGCAGUUCUCCAUGUGCUUUCUGGAAGGUUUGAUUAACCCUCUACAGGAACAGAUGGAAGAGUGGAAAAGAGGGGUCAACACUUUGGACAAGGACCACGCUAAAGAGUACAAAAAGGCUCGGCAGGAGAUUAAGAAGAAGUCCUCAGACACUCUGAAGCUUCAGAAAAAAGCAAAGAAAGCUGAUAAUCUCGGCCGAGGAGAUAUCCAGCCCCAACUGAACAGCGCAAUGCAGGAUGUGAGUGAUAAAUACAUUCUUCUUGAAGAGAACGAGAAACAGGCCUUAAGGAAGGCUCUUAUUGAAGAGAGACAGAGGUUUUGCUGUUUUGUGGGGAUGCUAAGGCCUGUGGUGGAUGAGGAGACGUCGAUGUUGGGAGAGCUUACCCAUCUCCAGACUAUCUCUGAAGACCUUAAGGCUCUGACCUCUGACCCUCACAAACUUCCUCCAGCUUGUGAACAGGUGAUCACAGAUCUGAAGGCCUCAGACUAUGGCUGGUUAUAUCACACACCGCCCUCAUCUCCCAGUACCACCAUGUCCAGGAAGUCCAGUAUGUGCAGUAGUUUGAACAGCGUAAACAGUAGUGAUUCCAGGGGAUCCAGUGGCUCCCACUCUCAUUCUCCUUCCUCCUCUUCUUCCUCCUCUUCCUCACACCACCUUUUCCAAAACCACCACCCUCGCCAUCGAUACCGCAGCUCCACGCUGCCCCAGCAGACCCCGGCCCGGCUCUCCAGCAUCUCUUCCCACGACUCGGGCUUCAUCUCUUCAUCACAAGACCAAAACACGUCGUCCUCGCCAAUGUCAGCGGAAUCAAAGCCUGCCUGCCCACUGCCAGCCUCUCUGCCCCAGCCCUGUCCCAGUUCCAGCUCCUCUGAGGUGUCAGAGGCUGAGCAUCCUCACAGCGACUGCAGCUCCCCCUCUUAUCUCACUGCCGCUACUGCAUCCCAGCACACUACUGACGAGCUGUCCAACGGCUUUGACCACUACAGCCCGGCAGGGUCCCCCCACCUGUACAGCAGUGGGGGGAGUGUCAGCUUCAUGUCAGGAAAUGCCUUCCCCUUCUUCCCAUCCACCUCAUCCUCCAGCCCCACCCGUUCAUGGUCACGUCCCGCCUCGGCGUUGCUGCCGGACUACCCCCCCUACUGCACUCUGGGCUCCCCCAUGUUUCCUUCAUCCCGCGUCCCCAGCUGGAAGGACUGGGCCAAGCCAGGACCUUAUGACCAGCCGAUGGUCAACACUCUGAGGAGGAGGAAGGCCAAGGACACCUCCGCUGGGCUGGACAGUAACUCUAGCAGUUGGUCAUCAGGCCAGGCUUCAACCUCAGCGCCAUCUCCUCAAGGGUUAAAAACCUCCGGCCAAUCAGAGGAGAGGAACGGGGUCAUCCCUGCAGCUGUAAAGCCCGGUGAUAUGAAGACUCACGAUGAGCUGGCCCUGGCCUUAUCCAGAGGUCUGGAGCUGGACACUCAAAGGUCCAGCAGAGACUCCAUCCAGUGCUCCAGUGGUUACAGCACACAGACCAACACGCCCUGCUGCUCUGAGGACACCAUACCGUCACAAGUGUCGGACUGUGAUUACUUCUCCAUGGCAGGAGACCAAGAGCCCGAGCAGCAGCAGCAGCAGUCAGACUUUGACAAGUCCUCCACCAUUCCCAGAAACAGUGACUUCAGUCAGUCCUACAGGCGCAUGUUCCAGACCAAACGGCCCGCCUCCACAGCCGGCCUGCCCAUCGCACCAGCAGCUUAUCCCGGACAGGUGACCUCCACUGUGGGGCCUUAUCCGUCCACACCCAUCCAUGCAGGAGCCUACCCAUCUACCCCCGCAGGGGCUUAUCCCCCGACUCCAGGUCACGGUCCAGUCAUCAUCACCCCUGGAGUUGCCACGAUCCGCCGUACUCCCUCCAAACCCUCCACCCGUCGCUCGGGCUCAGUGAGCGCAGGCCCCAUUCCCAUCCGUACUCCUGUCAUCCCUGUUAAAACUCCGACUCCCCCCGAUGCGCCAGGAGCGGUUAACGGCACCAGAGGUGCAGAGGAGAUGAGAGGCGGAAUGGAAAUCCCAGAUUCUUUGAUAUUUUCAGGACCAAACAAUGGCGACAUACUCCCCAUGGUGUCCUGGAGCGGUCAGGCCUCCACCAACCCUCCAGCUGCGCCCCAAGGAGGUGGUGGAGGCGGUGGAGGCGAUGUCAUCGGAGAGGCAGAGGAGGGAAACAUGCUGGUGGCCAUCCGCAAGGGGGUGAAGCUCAAGAGAACUCUCACCAACGACCGCUCUGCACCGCGCAUCGCCUGAUGACGCGCUCGCAGCAAAGGUCAGCUAAAGCCAGCGACCUCUUGGAUGUUCAGUUUGUCCUGCAGCGUCACGGUGUGCUUAGAGAGGCUGCUCGUGCUUAUACUUCUAUCAGCUGUAGUCUACAUGCAAUCCUGUAGGUCUCCAGCAUCUACAAAAGCUUUAAAUUCAUCUAUAAUUUGGGGUCCAGUGCAGAAAUAUGCCACUUAAGCAAUUAUUCCCCCCACUACAAGAUGAUUGUGCGCCCUGUGUGCUUGUUUCUGUUGAAGUCGAGUGAUUUCAGAGCUGAUGAGAGCUAGAACUCCAGAGGACUUCAGCCAAAGAACUAGAUCCAGAGCUCAGCAGAGACGUUGGGCUGGUUUGUUCAAAGGACAACGUGUGUUCAGUUGGUGCUUUCUUCUACUACGAACCCAACAGUAUAAAAGAGGGAGUGUUCAGAUGAUCCUGGAGUGUUCAGAUGAUCCUGGAGCGUCGACUCAGCUGUGACGUCCUCCAAACGGAGCAAAUGGAUGAAGGACGACACCGCCAGAGCUUUUCUCUGACCUUGAGUUUGAGGCUACAGUCCAAAGUACAAGUUCAACAUUAGAUGAUAUUAAGUUGUAGAUCGCUUUGCUUAAUAUUUACAAGGUUUGUAUAUAAGUUUGCACAUCUCACUUAAGCAGGAGCUUCUGUGUUUUGCAGUUUGCAGCAGUUCCACAUUUCUCUUGCAGAGUGCCAAAUGUAAUUUCUUUUAUGGACCGUCAGUCUUCACCCUGAAUUAACCUCUAAAAUCUUAGCUAUGAGUUUCUCAAAAGUUUAGUUUUUAAUUCCCUUUUUGUCCUAUUAGACAGGCUGGUAUUUGUACAUUACAAAUGAAAUGAAAAUAUGUUGAGAAAAUGACUUAUCAGUUGUAUUUUUAUAAUCCAAAGUGUGCAGUUGGUUCAACCCUUCAAAAGCAGAGUUGUCAUAAAUAGGUUGAGGCCAGUUACAGCCUGAGCUAAAGUGUGUUAGGAUUUGCAUUUCAGUUCAAGCACUGUGAAACCAUAGCUACUACAGGGGGGGUCAAAAAUGUAAAUAGAAUUUAAUUAGUCCACAAACACACUUAUUUUUUUUGUAUUUAUCCUAUUUUCCUUUGUUCAGAUUUUAUUAUUUUGUUGUUUUCUUUUUUUUAAUCUUCAAAUGAUCAGAGUAGCUGCUGUCUUCUGUCCCAGUAUGAGUCCCUGGUUUCAAACAGCAGGGAGCUGAUUUUCAGAGUGAACGUUUGAUUUAGAUCAGUAUUAUCAGUCCGGAUGUUGGGGUUGCUGAGACCCACUCACACUUCACUCCCAAAACUCCCUUCAUCAAAUCUGUCGAUUAUGUUUCGCUCAUACACUUAUUUUGCUGUGAUGUUUGCUUGCGUUCUGAACGUCACUGUUUCCUUACAUAUUAUCAACCUUUCAUAUCUUAUAUUUAAUUUGUUAGCAAAUAUAUGUCUAUUGCCAAAUUUAGUAUAUCCUAUAAAUAAAGGUUUAUAGUUUGUGAAGUUUGGAACGUACCGUUUAAAAAAAAAUCUCUAGUUUAGUUUAAAGCUCCUGUUUCCCCGGAAGAGAGUUGAUCUUUCUUUCUGUUCUUGUAUAGUUCAAGCUAUCAAGCAGUUUGUUUAGAGGUCAAAUGUUAUUUUUGUGUCCUGAUGGCUUAUGUAAGCAAUAUGAUAAUAAAAAAGUUCUGUUACCUUUG